Messenger RNA from Schizosaccharomyces japonicus yFS275, 4643 nucleotides. Its product is annotated as ATP-dependent DNA helicase. The record is from RefSeq and is a predicted model, not a curated record. The transcript has 4 exons. Gene Ontology annotation, molecular function: ATP binding; hydrolase activity; nucleotide binding. The coding region runs from base 361 to 4527 and encodes 1388 amino acids. NCBI's taxonomy places the organism in Eukaryota, Fungi, Ascomycota, Schizosaccharomycetes, Schizosaccharomycetales, Schizosaccharomycetaceae.
CUCUUGCUGUCCCUUACUUUGAAUACCUCAAACGCAAAGUUUUAGCCACAUCCAGUUGUAUAAAAUUUACAGCAUGAAGGACUACUUUGAGGUAAACUGAAACACUGUGACCUUGUUCAUUCCUUCAUUCUCUUAUAAAAAGUAUUCGUACUAUAGCAUUAUAGUGCCAUUCAUACGAGUCUUAUAUGAUAGCAUAUUGAUUAUCGUCUAUCAAACUUAAGUCAUUGAUAUUCAUUUUGACUCAAUUGUAAGAGCCCUUCUCUUUCUUGUGUGUGUUAUUUGAAGUUUUCAUUUUUUUUGACAAAUUCUGUUCUUCAACUAUUCAAUGCAGCUGGACGACUUUUUUAACACUGAUUGAGGAUGGCCAUUUUAAGGAAGCGACAGAAGAAAUCUAAAGCAACGUUCACGGUAGAAGACCUUUACUCAAAAAGUGCAUGCAGGCUUCUUUGUAAGGAACACGAAAACACGUACGAGGCUUUUCUUGAGCAGUACGAAUUCUUUGAUUUUCAAUGGAACCCACUUUUUGAAUCAGUAACUGAAACAGUUCCUGCAAUUUUGAAAAUAAAACGUUAUGACGGAGAAUUGCUGUUACAGUUUUAUCCUUAUACGGAGAAGAAAAUCACACCUCGAACCAAUCUUCCCGUUAUUUGCGAAGUUAACAUGUCGAGAAGUGAUAUUAAAUUAAAGUUUCCUGUACUAGAAUUAUGGUCCAGACUAUGGGAUAGUUAUCGCUCUUUAAGAAACUACCUUUGCUUUCACUGCACGAUACAACGACGCGAUCAGUGCGUUAAUUGUUCCAUCGGUGUGUUUAUUCAAUUCACCAGUCUUGAAGAUAUCAACGCAGUUUAUGUUUCCGGUGCUUCAUCACCGCUUACAAAUCUUUUUGAUUUCGUGUUCCCACUAAAAGAAAAUGACAGGAAUCUUGUAACAUGUUCUCUAUUUUAUGAAAGUUCACGGAACUUAGCAGCUACUUUGGAAGCCGAUAACUUAGCGAAGAACGAUAAAAUACAUGCAACAUUCUUACCAUUUCAGAAACGGGCUAUCACAUGGAUGGUAAAGCGGGAAAGGCUUGAUCGAGACUGUAAUGGCUUGCCUCCAAUGUGGGAGAGUAUACGUUUAGAUGCGGAAAGCAAAGACAUGCUUCUUUAUAUCAACAGAGUGUAUGGUUAUAUCACUCCUUCAAGGAACACAAUGAUUCAGUUGUUCGACGAAAGCAUUAUAAGAGGGGGAAUCCUUGCCGACGAAAUGGGAAUGGGGAAAACUCUAGAAGUUAUAGGAUUAAUUGCUUCUAAUCCAUGUUCAGAAGAGAUAGCUAAAACUACUGUAUAUGAUCCCGUCGUUUGUGCUGGCGUUCCAACUUGUCAUUCAACAUUGAUUUUUACGCCCUCGACUCUUUUGGAACAAUGGCUUUCCGAGUUAAAAAAAUUUGCUCCAUCUUUACGUGUUCUACAUUAUAAAGGAGUUAAGAAGUUAAAAGAAAACUUUAAGUUAAGUGAUUUUCAUAAUUAUGAUGUUGUGCUUGCAAACUACAGUGAUCUGCAUUCCGAACUUCUCUACGCACAGUCAAACGAACGUUUAUUCAGAAAUGCAAAGAAAUAUGUUCCUCCAAAGUCGCCGUUGAUUCAGUUUUGCUGGUGGAGAAUAUGUCUUGAUGAAGCACAAAUGGUAGAGAUGACACAAGCUCAAGUUGCACAAAUGCUUUAUCGAAUUCCCAGACACAAUGCAUGGGCAAUAAGUGGAACUCCCGUACGACAUCAUGUAGAAGAUUUGUUUGGACUUCUAUACUUUCUUCGUUAUAAACCUGUAUAUCUUGCUAAAAAACAAACUUGGAAUCAGUUAAUCACGCUACACAGAUCGAAACAGUUCUGUGAGCUGUUUUUUCCGAUAACAUGCAGACACACGAAAAAUGCUUUUGGCAAUGAACUUCAUUUACCUAGCCAAAAACAGUACUUGGUAAAAACCCAGUUUAGUCCAAUUGAAGAAACAAACUAUCGUGAUUUAUUAAAAGAAAGUAUGAUGCUUUUAGCAAUUGAUGAUUCAACAGACUUAAGCUCAUGGAUGAGUACUUUUGGAAACAAUAAACUAGACAUACUGAGACGUUGGGUCACUCGACUACGUCAAACAUGUUGUCACCCUCAGGUUGGAAGCGGAAACAAGUCGGCAUUUAUGGAUGAGGGAAUGAAAACGAUACAGGACGUGUUAAAGCUCAUGGUUAACAAUACUAUUUCCUCCAUCUAUCUGAAGGAAUUUCAAUACUUCUCUAGCGUAACGCGAUCUGCUUGGAUUUAUGAUCAUAUUUACAAUUUCACUAAAGCAAUUGAGAUGUGGAAAGAUGUUCUUAAACUCGUGGACGCACACUUGCAUAAUGGAUUCUCUAAUAUCUUAAGUCCCUCUUUCAUCGAGAUUGGGGCAUCAAACCCAAUAAUUUCAGAAUGCAUUAACUCGUUUCUGGAAAAACACUCGCGUUCAUGGAAGUUGUUGAAACACCGGCUCUUGUUUUUCAUUGCAAGUUCUUACAAUUCUCUUGAAGAUACAAAAAAGGAAGACGAGUAUUAUGCACUUGCAAAGGAAACGCGUAUCGACCUUAUGCGCGAUGCUUCUGAAAAGGUUAAUCAGUCGGUUACACAUCUAAUUGAACGCUCUCAAAGUAGUUUGUUUUCAAAUCUUCCAAGAUUCUCUAUGCGGCAAUGUAAUGAUAUAUUUAACCAACCAAAAACUAACCUUGAUGCUCGUCAAUUGACAAAUACCCUAAAUGUACAGGCGGAUGCAAUUGAGGAGUUGCGCGAUCGCGUAUUGCACAUUCUUCAACUUCCACUUUUUGACCAAGACUCAACUCCUUCAGGAGAUGAGUAUGAGGAAAGUCUACUAGCACAAAGUUUGGCUGAUUAUGGUCUUGAUGUACUUCACUGUAUGAUCUUGGAUCGGCAGUUCGCACUGAACGGUGCAACCAGUUUUUCGCCCGAUUUAAUUACUGCAACUGCCGAGCAACGAUUAAAUGAAGAACUUGCAAAAUAUGAGGGUGAAGCUGGCGAGGACGAAGAAAAGAGAAACAAGGGUUUAGUACAUGACCAGAAUGUUAGGGAUCUUCUCGACACUAGAAAUGCUUGUAAACCGACAUCUCAGGUGAAUGGGACACUCCUCGCUCUUAUUGAUCGUGAAACAUCCUCUGCUGAUGAUUCACGAUUUUACAACGCCCAGCUCGCGAGAAACACACUUUUAAAAGAACAUACUGAUAGCGUUAAUGGUCUGGAAAAACAACUUGGUUUACUGCGUUCGGUGUACAAUGUGCGUGUUGUAUAUUAUAAGCAAUUGCAGGAAAUUAGCGACACUCUUUUAGUAUCAGAACCCUCUUUGUUUUUGUCAAAAGACAAAUAUCAUGCUCUACAGAACCAGUCUUCUAUUGAACGAAGUGAGUGUUGUUUGCAAACAAUGCUGAACUUUCAUGAAGAGCGGCUGAAGAGAAUGAUACGCGACGAAAAGACCAGUGCAACGGAGCAGACGUUAUCUGAAAAAACCAGACAUCAUCCAAAUUCAGACCCGAUUCACGAAAGGAACUUUUACGGCUAUGUUUACGAGCUGGACAAGUCAAAUGAAAAGGAACAGCAAAUGAAAACCGAGUUGCUGAAAUUGGGCUCACGACAACGAUAUCUAAACAGUUUGAUCAAGCAAUUGGACGACUCUGAAAGCAGUCAAGAAUGUGUGAUUUGUCGGGAUACAAUCAUACGCGGCUGUAUCACCGUCUGUGGACACAAGUACUGUGUGAGCUGUCUCUCUGCAUGGCUAGCCCACCAUAAAUCCUGUCCAAUAUGCAAACAGCAUUUGGGCCGAUACGAUGUGUACAUAAUUAACAACCAAGCAGCAAGUGCUAGCCUGGCUCAACAAGAAGGCAGCCUUCAAAAUGAGAAGAUUGGCUAUUAUUACCCUUUCGACAAAAAUGCCAUGGACUCAAUGAAAAAAAUUAAACUAAAGCAGAGCUUUAGUUCGAAAAUUGAUACAAUUGUAAGACAUUUACUGCAUAUACGCUCGCAGGACGUUUUCGCGAAGGUGGUCGUGUUUUCACAAUGGGCCGAUGUGCUCGAUGGCCUGCAUUUGUCUUUUCGCGCCAAUGACAUUUCCUUCGUCAAAUUUGAUGGACGCAAGAGGGGAAAAAGCAUUCAGGAUUUUGUCAAAAACCCCACUAAACAGGUGCUUACAUUACACGCACAUUCUCAAUCCUCCGGUUUGACACUUAUUGCAGCAACCCAUGUAAUUCUAUGUGAACCAUUGCUGAAUCCCAGUCUAGAGCUUCAGGCUAUUUCGCGGGUGCAUCGAAUUGGACAAACGAAGCCUACUUCCGUUUACGUCUACGUUACCGACAAUUCCAUUGAGGAGGAGAUUCUCCGGUUGUCAAUUCAAAAACGGCAGCAGGUCGUCACAGCAACUGAUGAGGCAUUGGCCGCGAAUACCGUCAUCACGGGUGAGAAUGCCACGGGAGAUGAACUGUUCAGAUGCUUCCAAAUGUCCAUAAUGCGUCAGACCAUGGUUUGACACCCCCGUCAUUCAAUGCUAGCUAAUCUAAAUCAAUUCAUUUUCUCCUCCUCCGAGCUCUAUUAUUCCUCCUCCGCAACUUGCGUGUCGGCUUCGUCGGUAGUUUUAAAGAAAUC